Messenger RNA from Rotaria sp. Silwood2, 270 nucleotides. NCBI's taxonomy places the organism in Eukaryota, Metazoa, Rotifera, Eurotatoria, Philodinida, Philodinidae. The record is from the annotation of a GenBank genome assembly.
AUGGCUGCACGACCAUUAUCGGCUAAUGGUGAUCGUCAUUCAGCAUCUUUAUAUUCUCAAACAAAUAGUAUUCCAGAAAUAGCUCGUUUCAAAAAUGAAAAUAUCAUUUUACUUCAACUUGAUUUUCCAAGUCGAACAACUCGUGAUUAUGAAGGUCCAAUGGUUUCACCAAUGAUUCAAGCAGCUAUUGAAAAUGCUAUGAAAGAUGAAGAACAUAUUGAAUUAGAUGCUAAUACUAUUGUAUCUGAUAAACGCAAAAAGAAAAAGUAA